This is a messenger RNA of Vespa crabro (European hornet), 1837 nucleotides long. Its product is annotated as tax1-binding protein 3 homolog. The record is from RefSeq and is a predicted model, not a curated record. The coding region runs from base 315 to 689 and encodes 124 amino acids. The transcript is spliced from 3 exons. Gene Ontology annotation, biological process: neurotransmitter receptor transport postsynaptic membrane to endosome; neurotransmitter receptor transport, endosome to postsynaptic membrane. Gene Ontology annotation, molecular function: protein binding. NCBI's taxonomy places the organism in Eukaryota, Metazoa, Arthropoda, Insecta, Hymenoptera, Vespidae. Gene Ontology annotation, cellular component: adherens junction; postsynaptic membrane; postsynaptic density.
AAUGCAAUAUUGUGCAUCGAUAUUCUUAACUACGCUGAAUAAGACCGUAUGUCGACUAACACAGUUCAAUUAAUAUCUUAAGCUUACUCAGGGAAUGCAUUGUAUGCAUAAUUAGAUAAACAAACGAAUGAAAGCUAAUAAAUAAAGUAGCGUUGUCGAUACUUAAGCGGUAAAAGUUCAAAAAUAUCUAAAUUCUAUUUUCGUUUGCAUCUCGUUAAUUACUUUGACGUAUUUAGGGCGUGUGUGAUUCGUGUCAUCGCGAAAUUUAGACGAAUUUUUUAACGGAACCAAGUGUAAAAACAAAAUUCAUCAUUAUGUGCGCAAAAAUGGCUUUUCAACAUCAAGCGGGUACUGCGAUGGAAUGCCUGAGUAUACCUAUAACUUUACAUAAAGAAACUGAAGUUAAUGAGAAUGGAGAAGAAGUUAUGAAGUGUGGCUUUAAAAUUGGAGGAGGAAUAGAUCAAGAUUUUCGAAAGAGUCCACAAGGCUAUACAGAUAAUGGUAUAUAUGUAACUGAAGUUCAUGAAGGGUCACCAGCAGCUAAGAGCGGUCUUAGAAUGCAUGACAAAAUUCUACAGUGCAAUGGAUAUGAUUUCACGAUGGUUACUCAUAAAAAAGCUGUUUCUUAUAUAAAGAAACAUCCAGUAUUAAAUUUAUUGGUAGCCCGCAAAGGUGUAACCAGUACUUAAGUUGGACCAAACAAAAAAUAAAAGCUAAUAUUUAUUUCAUAUUUCAUUUUGAUAAAGCUGAUUCAUUUGAGCAUCGUGUCAGAUAAAUGUCAGAUAAUGAGCAACGGCAUAAAACUCAUCAAGGUCAGUGUUUUCAAGAUAAUGUAUCAAUUGACUUUAUCUGUAUGAUAAAAAAAAAACUUUUGACGAUCAAAUUUAACAAUUUUUGACAAUGUGAAAAUUGUUUUAUAAUAUCAAACAUCAUCAUAUGAGAUGUACUAAAAUCACUGAGUGACACGGUGCAAUGUGAUGUUUUCCGUUUUCUAAAGACUUUAUUUUUGGUAACAAUAAUUUAGUUAUAUUAUAUAAUCAUGAAUACUUUAAUGGUUAAUAAGUCUCAGUAUCAGGCAUAAAAUUAAUUAAAUUUGACUGCACUGUGGAUAUAAUAUCGAACCAUUAGAUCAAUGCGAUUAUAUAAACAUCCUGUUAUAAUUUAUUGUUAUUGAUGAAAAGUAUGAAUUAUAUAUACACUAUCUGAUGUGCACCAUUAAUGUUAUUAAUAGUAUGAAUUUGAUAUGUUAAAAAAACGUUAGAAUUAUACUAUGAGUAUAAUGAAACAAAAAAAAAUUUACAAAGAAUUUUAAAGAAUUUUCAUAACCUAAAAAGGUGCCAAAUUUUCAACGUAUUAAAAAUUUCUUAUUACUAUAAUUAAGUAAUAUACAACAAAAGUUAUUAUAUCAAGAGAUAUUAAUCUUAUUCUACUUAAUUUUAUAAGUAAGACAAUUAUGAACACAAGUUUUGAGCAUUAUCUUAUACAAUGAUCCACGAUUAAAAAUAUGCCUGAAACAGAACAAACAAAGGCCAAAGCGUUUCAAUAGAAUACGAACUUAAUGCAUUUUUUAAACAAUUUUGAAAUUUCUACAUAAAAAUUAUAGUAUCCCUAUUAUACUAUGAGAGACGAUUUCAAAGAUCGUUUACAAGAAAUAUAAUGGAAAUACUUAUAAUACAAUUUUAUUAUGACUUACAAUUUUACAAGAAUGUGAUUAAGUAAUAUAUGAGAUUUAUUAGACAAGAAAUAUUAGGGUGCAUGUAAUAGCGGAAUUUCUAAGCAUUUCAUAAAUUAAGAUAACUGUUUUUUUUUUUUUUUUUUUGUAGUAUAACUACAUUAA